AUGGCCUUCUAUGGCUUUAAGGAGGAUCUUCAUGACUACUAUUUAACUCCUUACAACACAAACUAUAGUUACAAUUCAUUUUCCACUCAAAUACAAACCCCAGUCGAAUACGAUCCGCCGCGUGAAUUUGUCGAGCCCGCAUUUGUAGAAUAUUAUUCCUCCUACAACUACUAUGAAGAGCCUAAACUUCUCCAAUACAAUGCACCUCCUUCAUUACAUGCGGCCCGGGGUUUUUUCCCACCCGAGACGAAAAAUUUCACAAUCUCUUAUUCCACGGCGGAAUUCAACGAGCCCGAAUUCGAGGAGUACGACCCGACUCCUUAUAGCGGAGGCUACGACCCUGUCGAGACGUACGGAAAGCCUUUCCCCCCUUCGGAAGCCACAUGCUAUCCUCGUUCUUUGCCGAAAACCGAGAACUCUGGGCUUGAAAAUUUCUCAUAUGCUUCGAUUCCUUCACCGUAUGGCAAAGACAACGUUGGAUCGUCUCAAGAUGCCGAAAAGAAGCCUACUACUAAUGGAACUAAACCGGUAGAGACUAAAACCGAAAGUUUCGAGAACGAUGAUGUGGCGGGGGAUGAAAAAUCGGGUAAUUAUCGUGAUGGCUUUGAAGUUGGAGAAUACGGAUAUUUGGAUGAUGUGGCUCGAAUGCCGUAUGGCUCGGGUUUGGAAGGUGUGGAUAUUUGUGAGAGUUUGUUCGGUUACUGGCCGUGCUUGGCUAAGCGGGCGCGCGAACAGAAGUGCGAAAAGUGUUGUUGUCAUUAUCGGGAUCAAGAAGAAAGAAGGAUGGAUCGAUGGGAGAGUGCAGCGGAUUAUCUUUUCGGGAGUCCGUUGGUUUAUGAUUAUGAAAGUUAUCAUCUUCAUCAACAGCAGUCUCAGGGGAACUCAUGGCUGCAUUGUAAGUAA
Molecule: messenger RNA, 903 nt
Organism: Striga hermonthica
Lineage: Eukaryota; Viridiplantae; Streptophyta; Magnoliopsida; Lamiales; Orobanchaceae
Source: the annotation of a GenBank genome assembly